Molecule: messenger RNA, 2439 nt
Organism: Macrosiphum euphorbiae (potato aphid)
Lineage: Eukaryota; Metazoa; Arthropoda; Insecta; Hemiptera; Aphididae
Source: the annotation of a GenBank genome assembly
AUGGGCCCAGACAUGGCUAAAAGAACUGAUGACAAGUAUUGGAUAACUCAAUUUGCUGGAACUAAUUUUCCAAACUGGAAAUUUAGAGUAGAAAUACUUCUCGAAGAAUUUGGAGUAAGAGCCUGCCUUACAGGUAAUGAGCCUAGUUCAACUCAAAAGGUAGAGCUGGAAAAGUGGCAAAAGGAUGACAAGAAAUGUAAGUCCCUAAUUGUUCAAUGUGUUGCUGACAGUCAUUUAGAGUAUGUAAUGGGCAAAGAAACUGCGAAGGAAAUCUGGAAUUCGUUAGUUCAGACGUUUGAACGUAAGGGUGUUGCGAGUCAACUGUAUCUAAGACGGCGGUUACUUACACUAAAACUUGAAAAUGACACUAAUCUUGAAGCUCAUUUUAUAAAAUUUGAUGAACUUAUAAGACAGUUGAAGUCAGCUGGGGCAAAACUGGAAAAAGAAGAUAUAGUAUGUCAUCUUCUGUUGACGAUGCCGGAAACAUAUAACAAUGUUGUGACAGCAAUAGAAACACUUUCAAUUGAGAAAUUAACAAUUGAAUUUGUUAAAGGAAGAUUGCUGGAUGAAGAAGCGAAGAAAACAAAUACUACAGAUAUACCUCAACAGAGAAGUACAGCUUUUGGAACUACAAGUAAUAGUAGUUUUCCAUUUAAAUGCUAUGGAUGUGAUAAAGUUGGUCAUCGGGUAUCAGAAUGUAAAUUUAAAAAAAAGUUUGGUAGAGACAAAAAUAAGAAAUCUUGGAAAAAGUCAACAGCAAAUAAUGUAGUCAGCAAAAGUGAAGAUGCGGUUUGUUUUUCAAUUGGAAAAGAUAUGGAACCUACCGAAAAGGCAAGUGAAAUUUUUUGGUUCAUUGAUUCCGGUUGUUCAGAUCACUUGGUGAAUCAAGAAAAAUAUUUCUCCUUUAUAAAGCAAAUGGAAACUCCUCUGAACAUCGGAGUUGCCAAAAAUGGGGAAAGUUCAAUUGCGACUAAGACAGGUACAAUAAUUUCUUAUAGUAGAGUUGAUGGUGAAGAAAUUCUGUGUAAGUUUGAAAACGUAUACAACGUACCUAAUCUAAGGUACAACUUAUUAUCAGUUGGUAAGAUCGAACAGUUGAACUUUAAAGUUGUGUUUGAAAAUGGUCUUGCAACAAUCACUAAACCUAGUGGAAAUGUAGUUGCUGUUGCACGCAGAAUGAGAACUCUGUAUGGCAUAACUUUCUCUCUAAAACCAAAUACUUGUGCAAAUAACUGUAUUGAUACACAAAUUGAUGAGAGUUUGUGGCACAAAAGGAUGGGACAUCCAAACAAAAGUUAUUUAUGGAUGUUGAGAGAUAUGGUUACUGGACUAAAUCUUAACAAGAAUGAUAUUCCGGACUUCUGCCAAACAUGUGUAGAAAGCAAGCACUCAAGAAAACCAUUUCAAUCAAGGUCUUUUCAGACUCGUCGUCCGCUGGAAAUUGUGCACAGUGAUGUGUGUGGACCAAUAUCACCGACUACUUGGAACGGUAAGAAAUACUUUCUUUCAUUCACUGAUGAUUAUACCCGUUUUUCAAUUAUUUAUUUAUUAGAAAAAAAAAGUCAAGUGUUUCAAUGCUUUCAAAAUUAUGAAGCAACUGUAAGUGCAUUUUUUGAUUUAAAAGUUUCCAUAUUGAGAUGUGACAAUGGAGGGGAGUAUGUAAGCAAUGAGUUAAAACGUUUUUGUUCAGUUAAAGGAAUUGUUGUUGACUAUACUGUUCCUUACACACCUGAACAAAAUGGUUUAGCAGAAAGAUUGAAUAGAACAUUGGUAGAAAGAACAAGAUCAUUGCUGUUACAAUCAAACUUGUCAAAAGAAAUGUGGGGAGAAGCAGUACUCACGGCCGCUUAUUUGGGAAACCGACUACCAACACAUGCAAAUAUAAAGAAGACUCCUGUUGAGCUUUGGACUGGAAGUAAGCCUAACUUAAACAAUAUUAGAAUCUUCGGAUGCGUUGCUUUCGCACACAUACCAGACCAAUUGAGGCGUAAGUUAGACACAAAGUCAAAAAGAUGUAUAUUUGUUGGUUAUACAAAAAAUGGUUAUAGGCUAUGGGAUCCAUUAACAAAGACUGUGUUUGUCAGUCGAGAUGUCAUAUUUAAUGAAAAAGAAUUGUUAAAUCCUAUAAUUACUAAUAAUGAAAAGGAAAUACUUGUUGAAAUAAACAAUUCAGAAAUUGCUGAGGAAUCAAAAGAAACCACUGAACAAGAAUCUCAAGAUGAAGAAAGAAAAACAGAAAAUGAUGUGGAUAAAGUCAUUGGAAAUAAUAUACCAACACAAGAACAAUUGAAAAGAAACAGGAAAACUCCAACGUGGCAUAAGGAUUAUGAAAUGUCAAUGAUGGCACUUUCUGCUGAAUACUAUGUUCAAGAUUUACCAGAAACUGUUGAAGAAAUCAAAACUCACCCAAAUCAUACUCAGUGGAAAGCAGCUAUUUAA